CCAUUGUGCAAACUGUCUUUGGAGGGCGGGUGGCUCUCGGAAGAGCCUCUAUUUAUGCAUUUCAGCUUGGAUCAGCCAACUCGUGUGUACUAGAGACUCGAGUGUGUACAUGUGGUACCAAAUGCCGUUUACAUACGAUCUUCGGGCAUGGUCCGUUUCUCCGUCAGUCCCCGAGUCCAUUCACCAUUUUACCUGUGUUAACCGCACCGAGCCUGGUCUUCUUCUUGAAGAAACUGCCAACUCUCAAGUGCCAGCCGUAGUCGCUUGGUCGGACGGAAGACCAUAUGGAAGUGAAUCUGAGCAUUGCAGAACUUAGGAGCUGGAAGUUUUUGGGAAGGAACCAUGUCUGUGAUUACGUACUUGGUGCAAAACCAUUUCUGGAUCUUUGCAAUAUGGGUGGUGCCCAUGUCCGUGAUUUACGACCUCUUUUAUCUGGCUUACACCCGAGUGGCAUAUAUAUUCGGUCCUACUUUCGUGAAACACGAAGAGAAAGUCAAGAACGUACAGAAACAGGUUCGCCAAUGGAUGGAAGAAGGCAGCAAAACGCCCAUGUGCACUGCCAGACCUUGCUGGAAGUCAAUCAGCCUUCAGACCAUGAAUUACAAGAACAGGAUGCACAAGGUCCAGAUCAAUAUGCCCGAUAUCAUCCAUUUGGAUGAAGAGAAACGUCUGGUCCGAGUGGAGCCCAUGGUUUCCAUCGGACAACUGAACGACUUCCUAAUCAGCCGUGGAUGGACCUUACCCGUAGUUCCUGAAUUGGACGACCUCACCAUCGGUGGUUUGGUCAUGGGUGGCGGUAUUGAGUCCACUUCCCACAAGUACGGCUUGUUCCAGUACAUUUGUAAGGCCUUCGAGAUGAUCACCGCCGAUGGAUCCGUCGUGUGGACGGACAAGGACAACGAUCCCGAGUACUUUUGUGCCAUCCCCUUCUCGUACGGAACCUUGGGGUUCUUAACCGCCGUGGAUUUGGAUAUCGUCCCAUAUAAACCUUAUAUCAAGCUCACCUAUGAGCCGGUGUACUCUUUGGAUGAGGUGGUUGCCGAAUUUACGAGGGUGACCAAUGACCCAACUGUGGAAUCCGUGGAGGGCAUUAUGUUUAACCUCAAUGAGGGGGUUAUUAUGAAUGGCGUGUUCACGGAUGAAUGCGAGCCCGACAAAUUGAACUAUUUGGCCAAAUGGUACAGCCCUUGGUUUUACAAGCACGUGGAAACUUAUUUGACCAAGCGCCAAAGCGGUGUCGAGUACAUCCCCACGAUUGAUUUCUACCAUCGACAAAAUAAGGCCUUCUUCUGGUUGAUGCCCUACAUCAUCCCAUUUGCCAAUAAUGUUGUGUUUAGGUAUCUCUUUGGAUGGUCGAUGCCGCCCAAGUUUUCUUUGUUGAAAUGGUUGAGAAAAAAUCUCGUGCCCAAGGAGCAGAAUGAGAACUUUGUCUGUCAGGAUUUUGGUUAUGAAUUGGAGAAGCUUCAGGACAGCCUCAAGUUUGUGGAUGAACAAACAAAGGUCUACCCGAUUUGGCUUUGCCCAACCCGCCAUUGCGUUCCCGAGGGACUUGAAUACCUCAACCUGUUCAAAAGAGAAGCCGUUCACGUUGAUGUUGGGAUUUAUGGCUUCAGUCCAAUCAAAGGCUUCAAACCCGAGGCCACGCAGAAGCGUAUGGAGCGUCAUGCCAUCGACACGGGCUGCUACGUGGCUCUCUAUGCCGAGACCCAAUUGACUCGAUCCGACUUUGACGAGAUGUUUGAGUUCAACUUGAGAAACUACGACAAGAUUCGCAAGCGCAUGAACUGUGAGAAGGCCUUCCCUCAUGUCUAUGAGAAGAUCAGCAAGUUGGGAAGAAGUUAACGCACGCACGCACUCACACAUACAAAAAAAGAGAUGCCAAUCACCUUGACGAUGGCCAAUUCAACGCCUUGGAGAGCAAAAUGUUUUAUGCCAAGAAAAACCCUAUUUAAUCCUUAACUUUAUUAUCAUCACGAUCAUCAUCAUAAUCAUAGUUGUUGUUGUUGUAAAGUUUUCGUUUUCCAUCUUCCGAUAUUGGCAAUUAAACCUGCGUCCAAGUUCA
Messenger RNA from Tigriopus californicus, 2062 nucleotides. RefSeq names its product delta(24)-sterol reductase-like. Gene Ontology annotation, biological process: steroid metabolic process. Gene Ontology annotation, cellular component: membrane; cytoplasm. The record is from RefSeq and is a predicted model, not a curated record. The transcript has 4 exons. NCBI's taxonomy places the organism in Eukaryota, Metazoa, Arthropoda, Copepoda, Harpacticoida, Harpacticidae. Bases 343 to 1842 code for a protein of 499 amino acids. Gene Ontology annotation, molecular function: FAD binding; Delta24(24-1) sterol reductase activity.